ACAACCAUUAAAUUCGAUACAUAUAGAAAAACAAUGAAAGUAAAAACCUUCACCGAUAUGCUAGCUUUAUGAUUUUAUUAUUUUGGUUGAAAUGAGUUUAUUAGGCCUAUGAAAUCGGGCUAGAUUUCAUCAGAGCAAAGGCAGUUCUAGCACAUUGAGGAGAGAAAAUGACGUCCAAUGUGACAGAAGCCCCACUAGGGAUGGAAAAUCCUAUCGUGAUGAGACUGGGACACAUCAAAGUCUCCAUGUUGGUGAUGGCUUUCGCGACAUUUGUUCUUUUGUCUCAGGAUCUUCCAGGCGUCGAGGCUGCUGGUAAGAUGUUCCGAGAUGAAUUGCUCUCUCUAUGGGGAGGGUUUGUGCUCAUAGUUUUUGGACAAGUUGAUUCCUUUUCAGCAUAUAGUCCUGAAGACAAUGAACAAUGGAAAAGGUAUAGUGGGAUAAUUUCUUUGCAGUCUUUUUCAGUGGCAGGCAUGAUUGGUUUAUACACUGAAACAACAAAAUACCGAUCUUUGGCUCUUCCUAUAGUGGUUUUCAUGACUAUUGAGGCUGACGAAAAAAUUGCAGCUUUAAAAAUGGCUGCUAGAUCCUCCUUAGCAGAAAACACCAAGCUGAUUUCAGCCUUCACGGCCAGUGAGCAUCGAAUAUCCAUUGUUGGCGAACCAGAUCCGAUUCAAAUGAAUGGGUUACAACUAUUUCGUCACUGGAGAUCGUUUAGAGAUGUUCAAGGUGGCGCGACCACAAUACCAGAUUCAACUGAACGUCGCCAGAGACGAAGGGACUAUGAAAGAGCUUUAAGGGUCGUUGAGGUAGAACUCUGUUUCCUCUUUGAUCUUUUCUACACCAAGUGCGCAGUCAUCUUCAAGGAAGGCCAAGGACUCCGAAAACGUAAAAUACUGAAUACUCUAUUUCUAGUCGGAUUUGGAGUCUUUCUUACCGUAAAAUUCCUGAUACAAUAUAAGCCAAGCCCUCAUGAACUUAAUCUUAUUACAACUGGUGGUGUUAACUUGGACAAGCGAGUUACAGUUAUUCUUAUUGUUGGAAUUCUCUUCAUGGCGAUUGCACAAUCCCUCUUUCUCAUUAUGUCAGAUUGGGCAAUGGUUCUUUUGAUUUGUAACUAUGUGAGGGGAAUAUAUGAUGAUGGUGCUCCCAGACAAGGCCGGACAGGAUGCAGUAAAAUCGAAUUGCUUGAGGAGGUAAAAAAAGCUGUGAUACUUAAUCUCAGGACAGUCAAUGGUCGCAAACUGAGCAAUGGGAAAAAAUCUCUUCGGCAAAAUAAUCUACGGGAUGAGUUGUUUUGGGCAUGUAGGCUUGAGACACCCACCCAUGUAAUCCUGGUCUGGCACAUAGCUACUAGUCUCUGUAAGAUUGCAACAAGACCAAAGAGUUUGAGGAAUGGAGAUUUCGUUGUUGACACACGGUUGUCUGAUUAUUGUGCCUAUUUGGUGGCAUUUGGCCCAAGGUUGACAUCGGACAGUGCCAUUGAUUCAGAGUUUAUUUUCAAUGAGGUUCUCAAGGAUGCCAGAGGCAUUUUGAAGGGCUGCCAAUCAGAUAGAGAUAACCUAUUCCCGACAGAUUCCAUGGCUUCUAAAAAUUAUAUCCAGCCUUCAAUCCCUCAUCUUGAUGGUCAUCACUACGACCAUUGGAGUAUGUUGAUGGAGAAUUUCCUUCGGUCCAAAGAGUAUUGGAUAGUUGUUGAAGUUGGAGUUCCAAAACCAACAGCAAGUGCAGAUAAUGCACAAAUGGUAAAAAUUAAGAAGGAAAAGUUGAAGGAUCUCAAGGCUAAGAACUAUUUAUUCCAAGCCACUGAUCGGGCUAUCUUGGAAACAAUUCUUAACAAAGGAGAAAGUUCCAAUUUUGUAGAACACAAUGAGAAGAAUGAUGAUUCCUCUCUAUUCAUGGUCUGUCAUCCUAAAGAAGUUAGCAAGAAGAAUGUGUGGUAUCUAGAUAUUGACUGCAGCAACCACACGUGUGGAGACAAAUCUGUGUUUUCAGAUCUGGAUGAGUUUUUUCAAGACAAGGUGAAAUUUGGUGAUAAUUCCACUAUUGUAGUCAAGCGAAGGGGAAAGCUUCAGAAGAAAGGAUAUGAAAUCCUAAUUAAAGAUGGAGUUUGCCAAGUUUUUCAUUCAACGCUUGGCUUGAUUGCAAAGGUCAAGAUGACAGGAAAUAGACAUCUUUAUUUUGGUGGGUUGAAAGCCUUGUAUCAGAAGAAGAUGGUAAAUGGUCUUCCUCAUUUUGAUUCUCCUUCAAAAAUUUGUGAAAUCUGCAUGACCAAGUCAGAAGCCUUAGUAGCCUUUAAAAAUUUCAAAGUCUUGGUUGAGAAUGAGGCUGGUAGAUCUGUAAAGGUUCUGCAUACAGAUCAUGGUGAUCUUCCAGAAUGGCACAAGACUAAUGGUGUUAAGUGGAUCUACAAGACAAAGCUCAAAGAGAAUGGGAAGGUUGACAAAUUCAAAGCUCGCUUAGUGGCAAAGGGUUACAAGCAAGAGUUUGGCACUGAUUAUCAAGAAGUUUUUGCUCCAGUUGUAAGGAUGGACACCAUCAGAUUGGUGAUUGCAUUGGCAGCACAAAACUCAUGGUCGAUCUACCAGCACAAGACUAUUGCUUGUAACCCUUUGCCACAAAGCUCGCUUAGUGGCAAAGGGUUACAAGUAAGAGUUUGGCAUUGAUUAUCAAGAAGUUUUUGCUCCAGUUGUAAGGAUGGACACCAUCAGAUUGAUGAUUGCAUUGGCAACACAAAACUCAUGGUCAAUCUACCAGCUUGAUGUGAAAUUGGCCUUCUUGCAUGGAAAUCUACAAGAACAGGUAUUUAUUGAUCAACCUCCUGGUUAUGUGAAAUUUGGUUUUGAGUAUAAGGUUUACAGAUUGAAGAAAGUAUUAUAUGGACU
Messenger RNA from Rubroshorea leprosula, 2882 nucleotides. The record is from the annotation of a GenBank genome assembly. Lineage: Eukaryota; Viridiplantae; Streptophyta; Magnoliopsida; Malvales; Dipterocarpaceae.